CCGGUCCGACGCUUGUCGCCUAUAGGCAAACAUUUACGACGAUAGUUUUAUUUCGCAAACCCAAUAUCGUCGUUCGACUUUCGAAAUUCCACGAUACGGAACAUCGAAUUCUUUUAUUUACUCGACGCUCAAAGCGGGGAAGGUGUGGCCUCUUGAAGCUCUUGUAAGCGCAUACUCGAUCAAAAAGUUAGCAGCCGUUGUUUUUUCCCGUGUAGCGCGCUGUUAAAAUUGUAUAAUAAAUACUUUUUGUGGCAUCGUCUGUCGGUGUAUGAGGUCAUAGUAAGACGGUAAAACAAAUCUCAACCAAUGGCAAGUUUGGAAGGAAAGUCGCGUAAUAUGACGCUUGAAAUAACGAGUCCAAUUUGUUUCAGAGAAGGAAAGAGUCGCCAAGGGAUCCACAUGUAAAUGGAGAAGGAAGCGUGAUGAUGUCCAUACAGCUUGCGAAUGCCGUGUGUAUUCGGUGUGAAAGAGGAUUUUCAGAACAAGAACAAAUGGUCAAUUCUAAUGGUGAAAUAUAUCAUGAAGAUUGCUUUGUUUGUGCCCAAUGUUUCGACAAAUUUCCUGAAGGAUUAUUUUAUGAGUAUGACGGAGUAAAGUAUUGUGAACAUGAUUUUCACAUGUUAUUUGCACCAUGCUGUGGAAAAUGUGAGGAAUUUAUCAUCGGAAGAGUAAUCAAAGCAAUGAACAAUAAUUGGCAUCCUGCAUGCUUCACUUGCCAGCUAUGUGAUGCCACUCUUGCUGAUAUUGGAUUUGUCAAAAAUCAGGGCAGAAGUUUAUGCAGGCCUUGUCACAACAGAGAAAAGGCAUUGGGACUUGGAAAAUAUGUUUGCCAAAAAUGCCAGGCAAUCAUUGAUGAAGAAGUGUUGCGUUUCAAAGGCGAACCUUAUCAUCCGUUUCACUUCAAUUGUCAACAUUGUGGGAAAGAGCUCACAGCAGAAGCAAGAGAGUUACGAGGGGAAUUAUUCUGUCUGCCGUGUCAUGACAAACAAGGGAUUCCAAUCUGUGGAGCUUGUCGUCGCCCCAUUGAAGAGAGAGUUGUCAGUGCCAUGGGAAAACACUGGCAUGUUGAGCACUUUGUCUGUGCACAAUGUGAGAAACCAUUUCUUGGACAGAAGCAUUAUGAACGUAAUGGAUUGGCAUAUUGUGAAACUCACUUCAAUCAGUUGUUUGGAGAUAUCUGCUAUCAUUGCAAUGGAGUUAUAGAUGGUGAUGUUGUAGCUGCAUUGAACAAAUCAUGGUGUGUUGAUCAUUUCCAAUGUACGUGCUGCAAUACCAAACUAACUCUCAAGAACAAAUUUGUUGAAUACGACAUGAAACCAGUCUGUAAGAAAUGUUAUGAAAAAUUCCCACUAGAGUUGAAAAAGAGAUUGAAGAAGGCCGCUGAAACUGAGAGAAAGUUGUAAAUGAAAUCAAAAUGAGAAGAUUAGAUUGCUCAGAUGAGCUGCUCACUGCCUGCAAGACAAGCAUCAAUAUCACUUCAUUGCAUACUACAUACUUAUAUAUAUAUCUAUAUAUUUUAAACAAGUGCUUAGCAUGUAUGGCAGACUUUUUAUAGUCGGAAAAUUCGGAUAAAGUAUUGGAGGAAUGUCGAUCCACAAUUAUUUGAGUUGGUAUAUUCUUGUAUAACUAUGGCUCAUCUGUAUCUUUUGGGAGAUCAAAUAUUAUGUCUAUACAGUACAAGUAUUACAGUACAAUAAAAAACUAACAUUGCAUGUCAUUCUAAAACUUUUGUAUGUUAUUGUUCCCUUCUUUACUUUUUGAUCAUAUUAUCAUAAUCUUUUUUGUAUAUUUUUGCUCGAAUAAAUGGAUGUUGCUAAUCUUGUGA
Messenger RNA from Styela clava, 1825 nucleotides. RefSeq names its product LIM and senescent cell antigen-like-containing domain protein 1. Gene Ontology annotation, biological process: cell-cell junction organization; positive regulation of integrin-mediated signaling pathway; cell-cell adhesion. Gene Ontology annotation, cellular component: focal adhesion; cytoplasm; cell-cell junction. The record is from RefSeq and is a predicted model, not a curated record. Lineage: Eukaryota; Metazoa; Chordata; Ascidiacea; Stolidobranchia; Styelidae.